Messenger RNA from Mesorhabditis spiculigera, 732 nucleotides. The record is from the annotation of a GenBank genome assembly. Lineage: Eukaryota; Metazoa; Nematoda; Chromadorea; Rhabditida; Rhabditidae.
AUGGUACCUUCAAAAAUUGCCUAUGCACUGCUGUUUCUGCAAAUCGCGCCAUCGCUUGGUCCUGGCGGUCCAGUGGUCAGUGCAAAACUACAAUUUCAUUACGAGCCCGGUGCAGUAGACCUAGGAAGGAUAACCAAAGAGGAGUGGGCGGCUGUGCAAAGCGACCUGUUCCGAUACGAGAACGCGCUCGAGAGCUUUCGCAAAGCAAAUGGAAGUGACGGCUAUGUAAAACCGGGCCAAGCCGGGCAACUGCAAGAAUCCGUCCAGAGUUGGAUCGACGCGUCAAGCCUUGAGUAUCGACGAUAUGCGCAAAUAAUAUACUGCGAAGAUAACAACAAAAAUAGUGGUAUGGUUUGGGGCUGGAAAUGCUUGGAGCCGGCAUUCUGCCAGGAGAUGAGAGUGAGCGAUCUGUGCGUCCUCUUCGUCUUUUUCCAACGCGACAAGUUCCCCACGCCCAAUGUGACGUUAGCCGAGGAACGUGUUCCGCUAUACAAGAAGAUGGGAGACGCAGAACUUUUCUAUAGGACUGGGUCGCGGAAGCCAUCAUGGCGAGACGCGAGCAUGCUCCCCAUCUAUGAUAACACUAUGCCUGGGUAUUACGUGAAAAUUUGGCUAAAAUCGGCGGACACCACCGAAGACCAUACUGCUAUCCAACACGGUGGAUACGCACGAGCCGUCCGGGCGGAACAUAUUUACGAUGCACGCUACGUCGUGCAUUACAUAUUCUUCUUU